GUGCCGCCGGCCUCAGCUCCAGCCCCGGUUUUGCCCCUCCGCCCCAUGGGCGUCCGAGGCGGCCGGUCGAGCUGGACCUGCUGCAGGCUGAGGGUGUAGGGAUCGGCGGAGGUCCCGGCUCGGGGCUGCCGCCCUGUCAGACUUGUUAAGAUGAAAAACUGCAGAAGGGCCUUCAGAAGAGGGAAAGAUAAACAACAUUGAAGAUUAAAAACAAAACAAAACAAACAUUGUGCCUUUAGAUGUUCUGGAAAAGCAUCAGCCAUGGAUCAAAGGAAGAAUGACAGCAUUGUUCCCAGUAUCACUCAAUUAGAAGAUUUUCUUACAGAACACAAUUCAAAUGUUGUUUGGCUUCUUGUUGCUACCAUUUUGUCUUGUGGAUGGAUUAUUUAUCUCACAUACUAUAAUUCUAGGAAUGUUGGUCUUAUUUUAACACUGGUUCUUAACAGAUUGUAUAAGCAUGGCUACAUCCAUAUUGGUUCCUUCUCUUUUUCUGUUCUUUCUGGAAAAGUCAUGGUCCGUGAAAUAUAUUAUAUUACAGAAGACAUGUCUAUUAGGAUUCAAGAUGGAUUCAUCAUUUUUCGGUGGUGGAAAAUGUAUAAUCCAAAGCAGAAACAACAUGAUCCAAAGGCAGAAACCAGAUUAUAUAUCACAGUUAAUGACUUUGAGUUUCAUGUCUACAAUCGUUCUGACCUUUAUGGACACCUUCAAGAGUUGUUUGGUUUGGAGCCAACUAUAAUCCCACCCAAGAAAGAUGAUGAUAAAACCCGGGAAAAUGGAAGAACAAGAACUCAGUCCAAAAUUGAAAGAGUUAAAGUGAAAACAGAAUCUCAAGACCCCACAUCUUCAUGGAGAUCGCUUAUUCCAGUCAUUAAGGUCAAUGUGAGCACAGGACGUUUGGCCUUUGGGAAUCAUUACCAACCUCAGACUCUAUGCAUCAAUUUUGAUGAUGCUUUCUUAACUUAUACUACAAAACCACCUUCAAGUCAUCUUGACCAAUUCAUGCACAUUGUGAAAGGAAAGCUUGAAAAUGUUCGAGUCAUGCUUGUUCCUAGCCCAAGAUAUGUUGGUCUACAAAAUGAUGAACCACCAAGACUAAUGGGAGAAGGUUUUGUGGUGAUGCAGUCGAAUGACGUUGACAUCUACUAUUACAUGGAUGAGCCAGGACUUGUUCCAGAAGAAACAGAAGAGAGUAUAGAAGGAGAAAUAAGCAGUGAAGACUGCAAAUUACAAGACUUACCUCCAUGCUGGGGACUAGAUAUUGUUUGUGGUAAAGGAACAGAUUUUAAUUAUGGACCCUGGGCUGACAGGCAGAGAGAUUGUUUAUGGAAGUUUUUCUUUCCACCUGACUAUCAAGUUCUGAAAGUUUCUGAGAUUGCACAGCCUGGAAGACCAAGACAGAUCCUUGCAUUUGAACUACGAAUGAAUAUUAUUGCAGAUGCCACCAUUGACUUGCUGUUUACUAAAAACAGGGAAACAAAUGCUGUACAUGUAAAUGUAGGGGCUGGCUCAUAUUUAGAAAUUAAUAUUCCAAUGACAGUUGAAGAAAAUGGUUAUACCCCUGCAAUUAAAGGACAGCUAUUACAUGUUGAUGCUACUACCAGCAUGCAAUAUCGGACCCUUCUAGAAGCAGAAAUGUUAGCAUUCCAUAUCAAUGCCAGCUAUCCUAGAAUUUGGAACAUGCCACAGACGUGGCAGUGUGAAUUAGAGGUUUAUAAAGCCACAUACCACUUCAUCUUUGCACAGAAGCACUUCUUUACAGAUCUAAUUCAAGACUGGUCUAGUGAUAAUGCUCCAGACAUUUUUUCAUUUGUUCCAUACACUUGGAAUUUUAAAAUUAUGUUUCAUCAAUUUGAAAUGAUUUGGGCUGCCAAUCAACAUAACUGGAUUGACUGUUCCACUAAACAACAGGAAAACGUAUAUCUGGCAGCCUGUGGGGAAACCCUGAACAUUGACUUUUCUUUGCCUUUUACGGACUUUGUUCCAGCUACAUGCAAUACCAGAUUCUCCUUACGAGGAGAAGAUGUUGAUCUUCAUUUAUUUCUACCAGAUUGCCACCCUAGUAAAUAUUCAUUAUUUAUGUUGGUAAAGAAUUGUCACCCAAAUAAAAUGGUUCCUGAAACUGGUAUUCCUGCUGAGUGUCAGAGUGGCCAGAAAACCGUUAAACCAAAAUGGCGCAACAUUACUCAGGAAAAGGCUGGUUGGGUUGAAUGCUGGACUGUCCCAAGUGUCAUGCUUACCAUUGAUUAUACCUGGCAUCCAAUUUAUCCACAAAAAGCAGAUGAACAGCUUAAACAGUCAUUGUCAGAAAUGGAAGAAACAAUGCUAUCUGUAUUAAGGCCAGCCCAGAAAACAUCAGAGAGAGUUGUUUCUUCUCCAUCUACCUCACCACGACCUCCUGUUGAUCCCUCAGAACUUCCACCUGAUAAGCUUCAUGUAGAGAUGGAAUUGUCCCCAGAUUCACAAAUAACACUCUAUGGACCUCUGUUAAAUGCCUUUUUGUGUAUAAAGGAAAACUACUUUGGAGAAGAUGACAUGUAUAUGGAUUUUGAAGAGGUCAUUUCAAGCCCUGUUUUGUCACUGUCAACAUCCUCUAGUUCUGGGUGGACCGCUGUUGCAAUGGACAAUGACAAAAAGGAAAAUGAAAGUUCAGCUAAAUCAGUUCAUCCACUUUCCUUGCGUCCCUGGGAUAUUACUGUACUUGUUAAUUUGUAUAAAGUUCAUGGGCGUCUUCCUGUGCAUGGAACUACUGAUGGUCCUGAGUGUCCAACAGCAUUCUUGGAAAGACUGUGUUUUGAAAUGAAAAAAGGAUUCAGGGAGACCAUGCUGCAGCUUGUCCUGUCACCCCUGAAUGUGUUUGUCAGUGAUAAUUAUCAGCAGCGACCACCUGUGGAUGAAGCACUCAGGGAAGGUCACAUCAAUUUGUCAGGUCUUCAGCUGAGAGCACAUGCCAUGUUCUCAGCUGAAGGUCUUCCCUUAGGAAGUGACUCCUUAGAAUAUGCGUGGCUCAUUGAUGUGCAGGCUGGAAGCCUUACAGCUAAAGUCACAGCACCACAGCUGGCAUGUCUCUUAGAAUGGGGGCAGACAUUUGUUUUCCAUGUGGUAUGUCGGGAGUAUGAACUGGAAAGACCAAAGUCAAUAAUAAUAUGCCAACAUGGAAUUGAUCGUCGGUUCUGUGAAUCCAAGCUGAGCUGUAUCCCUGGGCCUUGUCCAGCCUCAGAUGACUUAAAAUACACCAUGACUCGUCUAGCAGUAGAUGCGGCAGACGUUUACAUUGUGGAGCAUGGCUGUGCUACAAACAUAAAGAUGGGCGCAAUUCGAGUUGCAAACUGUAAUCUUCACAAUCAGUCAGUUGGGGAAGGAAUAAGUGCUGCAAUUCAGGACUUUCAAGUGAGACAGUAUAUUGAACAAUUAAAUAACUGCAGGAUCGGGCUUCAGCCAGCAGUGCUACGGAGAGCCUACUGGCUGGAAGCUGGGUCAGCCACCUUAGGUCUCAUUACAGUUGAUAUUGCAUUAGCUGCUGAUCAUCAUUCUAAACAUGAGGCACAAAGACAUUUCUUGGAAACUCACGAUGCCAGAACCAAAAGGUUGUGGUUUUUGUGGCCAGAUGAUACUUUAAAGAAUAAGAGGUGCAGAAACAAGUGUGGCUGUCUUGGUGGCUGCAGAUUCUUUGGUGGCACAGUAACUGGCUUAGAUUUCUUCAAACUUGAAGAGCUGACACCUUCCAGUAGCUCUGCAUUUUCAAGCACAAGUGCAGAGUCUGAUAUGUAUUAUGGCCAGUCUUUGCUACAGCCUGGAGAAUGGAUCAUUACUAAAGAAAUCCCCAAAACUGUAGAUGGUAAUGUGAAUGGUAUGAAGAGGAAAGAAUGGGAAAACAAAUCAGUGGGAAUAGAGGUAGAGAGAAAAACUCAGCACCUUAGCCUUCAGGUGCCCUUACGGUCUCAUAGUUCAUCCUCUUCCUCAGAGGAGAACAGUAGCUCCAGUGCUGCACAGCCGUUACUUGCCGGUGAGAAGGAAAGUCCCUCUUCUGUUGCUGAUGACCACUUGGUUCAGAAAGAUUUCUUACAAGGUACCAAAAGAGAUGAUGGCCAAGCAAGUAUUCCUACAGAAAUCUCGGGAACCAGUCCUGUGUCUCCUAACACCCAAGAGAAGUCAGUAGGACAGUCUCCUCUCAGGUCUCCUCUGAAGCGGCAAGCCUCUGUGUGCUCCACCCGACUUGGCAGUACUAAGAGUCUCACUGCUGCUUUUUAUGGAGAUAAACAGCCUGUUACAGUUGGAGUCCAGUUUAGUAGUGAUGUCUCUCGAAGUGAUGAAAAUGUACUAGACUCACCAAAACAGAGAAGAAGUUUUGGUUCAUUCCCGUACACACCAUCAGCUGACUCGAAUUCAUUUCAUCAGUAUCGGUCAAUGGAUUCCAGUAUGUCAAUGGCUGAUAGUGAAGCCUACUUCUCUGCAGCUGAAGAAUUUGAGCCCAUUAGCAGUGAUGAAGGCCCUGGAACUUAUCCUGGUAGAAAAAAGAAGAAAAAGCAAAUGCAGCAGAUUGACUACAGUAGGGGUUCUAUAUAUCACAGUGUAGAAGGACCCCUUACUGUCCAUGCAGAAAGCAUUACAGAUCCCCGAACUCUCCCAUUCAAAACUCAUCCUUCCCAGGCUUCCUUUGUUUCUGCAUUAGGUGGAGAAGAUGAAGUCAUAGAACAUCUGUACAUUGUGGAAGGUGAGAAAACAGGAGAGACUGAGCAGAUCAUGUAUCAGCAGCCUGUGAUGAGUUGCUAUCAGACUUACCUUACUCAGUUUCAGGUAGUUAACUGGUCAGUUAAACAUCCUACCAACAAAAGAACCUCCAAGUCCUCAUUGCAUCGUCCCCUUGACCUAGAUACACCAACCAGUGAAGAAAGUUCCUCAUCAUUUGAACAGCUUUCUGUUCCAACAUUUAAGGUCAUCAAACAGGGACUCACUGCUAAUUCUUUGUUAGACAGAGGGAUGCAACUUUCAGGAUCAACUUCAAACACACCAUAUACUCCACUGGACAAGAAAAUUGUUGAUAAUACAGAUGAUGAAACAUUAACAGAAGAAUGGACACUGGGUCAGCCUGUUGCUCAGACGAAGACCACAGCCAUUGUUGAAGUAAAGGGAACUGUUGAUGUUGUUCUGACUCCACUGGUGGCUGAAGCCUUAGACCGAUAUAUUGAAGCUAUGGUUCACCGUGCUAGCACCCGGCACCCAGCUGCUAUUGUAGAUGAUCUUCACAGUAAAGUCCUUAGAGAAGCUGUCCAAAAUAGCAAGACCACAUUCUCAGAAAAUUUAUCCCCCAAGCAAGAUGUUCGAGGAACCAAAACUGAGCAUCCUGUGAUAGGAACAACUAACCAAGGACAAAUUCAGACAAAUGUCACAACGAAGCAAGAUAACGUGACAAUUAAAGGUCUGCAGGCUAACGUGAGCAUUCCAAAGGUUAAUUUAUGCUUGUUACAAGCAUCGGUGGAAGAAUCUCCAGCCAUAGUUCCUAGUAGAAGUGUGACUCAUGUUUCCCUGGUGGCUUUGUGUUUUGACAGAAUUGCUACGCAAGUUCGUAUGAACAGAGGUGUGGUUGAAGAGACUUCAAAUAAUGUAGACCCCAGUAAAACAUCACAUUUUGAUAGAUACAUUCAUGCCAGCAAGAUGCAGCCUCAGUCAUCUGGGUCUCUUAGGUCAAAUGCUGGAGCAGAGAAAGGCAAAGAAAUUGCUGCCAGGUUAAACAUCCAUCGAGUCCACGGCCAACUUAGAGGUCUUGAUACUACAGACAUUGGGACCUGUGCCAUCACUGCCAUUCCCUUUGAGAAGUCCAAAGUUUUAUUUACUCUUGAAGAAUUGGACGAAUUUACUUUUGUAGAUGAGACAGAUCAACAAGCUAUCCCAGAUGUUACACGGAUAGGUCCCAGUCAAGAAAAAUGGGGCUGGAUAAUGUUUGAAUGUGGAAUUGAAAAUUUAACUAUAAAAGGAGGAAGACAGUCUGGUGCAGUUUUAUAUAACAGUUUUGGAAUUAUGGGUAAAACUAGUGUCACAGAAAGGGGUGGAGUGCUGACAUCCAAUAAUUCUUCUGAUUCUCCUACGGGCAGUGGCUACAAUACUGAUGUCUCUGAUGAUAACCUUCCCUGUGACCGAACCAGUCCUUCCUCUGACAUAAAUGGAAACUCAGUUUCAGAUGAGCAAGAUGAAGGAGUUGAAUCUGAUGAUUUGAAAAAAGAUCUACCUCUAAUGCCACCACCUCCAGAUUCAUGUAGCAUGAAGUUGACCAUUAAAGAAAUUUGGUUUAGUUUUGCAGCUCCAACCAAUGUGAGAUCUCCAACACAUGCAUUUUCCAGGCAGCUGAACCUUCUAAGCACUGCAACCCCAGCUGUUGGUGCAUGGCUGGUUCCUAUUGAUCAACUCAAGUCAUCCUUAAACAAAUUAGAGACUGAGGGAACCUUGCGAAUUUGUGCUGUUAUGGGAUGCAUAAUGACAGAAGCAUUAGAGAAUAAAAGUGUACAUUUUCCUCUAAGAAGUAAAUACAAUAGACUUACGAAAGUUGCUCGCUUUCUCCAAGAAAAUCCUUCAUGUUUAUUAUGUAAUAUUCUACACCACUAUCUUCAUCAAGCAAAUUACUCCAUCAUUGAUGAUGCCACAAUGAGUGAUGGGCUUCCUGCACUGGUAACUUUAAAGAAAGGAUUAGUUGCUUUGGCAAGGCAGUGGAUGAAGUUCAUUGUGGUGACACCUGCCUUUAAAGGAGUUAGCUUACACAGACCAGCUCAGCCACUGAAACCUCCAGCUACUGUGGACCAUGAACAUGAAGAUGGACUUGGCCUGGACAAUGGAGGUGGUCUUCAAAGUGAUACUAGUGCUGAUGGUGCAGAAUUUGAGUUCGAUGCAGCCACAGUCAGUGAGCACACAAUGCUCCUAGAAGGAACAGCUAACCGGCCACCACCUGGAAGUUCUGGACCUGUCACUGGAGCUGAAAUAAUGAGGAAGCUUUCUAAAACUCAUACCCAUAGUGACUCUGCAUUAAAAAUAAAGGGCAUUCAUCCGUAUCAUUCUCUGAGCUACACCAGUGGAGACACUGCUACAGAUUCCCCAGUACACGUUGGGCGUGCUGGGAUGCCAGUAAAGGAGAGUCCAAGGAAAGAGAGCCUUCUCAGCUAUCUGACUGGAAGCUUCCCAAGCCUGCACAACCUUCUGGAAGGCACUCCUCAGAGAAGUAGUGCAGCUGUGAAAAGUAGCUCCCUAACAAGAACAGGAAAUACAGUGGCCACUGACAUGCUGUCUGAACAUCCUUUGUUAUCUGAGCCAUCAUCUGUGAGUUUUUAUAACUGGAUGUCAAAUGCUGUGGGUAAUCGUGGAAGUGUGGUUCAGGAAUCUCCUGUUACAAAGUCAGGACAUAACAGUCUUCCAACAGGAGUUGCACCCAAUCUUCCUACAAUACCCUCAGCCUCAGAUUUCAACACCGUCUUGUCUAGUGAUCAAAAUACUCUGGAUGGGACACAUUCUCAGCACAGUACUAGUCAAGAUGAUGUGGUAGGGGUGGAAGAAGCCAAUCAAGGGUUUCCUGCUGUUCAGCUUGCUGAUGCACAGGUCGUUUUUAAACCUCUCCUGAGUCAUACUGGGAUCCAGUCACAGGACACAAUGCCCCUUUGUUACCGGAUGUACUUUGGAGAACACCUUUCAUUUUCAGGAACUUUGGACUGCCUCAGAGCAGAUAUUGUAGAUUCAGACACAGCUAAAGACAGGAAAGGCAAAAGAGCAAGAAGGCAAGGCCAUGUGAAUCUUCCCCCACUUGAGUUCAAGCCAGCACUAAUGUUGGAAACCUUCAGCAUCAGUGCUGUUGUGAUGGAAAAGUCAGUGUGCACUCCUCAGAACUCCACCAGUGCCCUUUCCUUUCAUGAUCUCAACAAGCGCUAUUACAACACCUUCCACUGCAACUUCACUAUUUCCUGUCAGUCAAUAAGUCAGCAUGUAGAUAUGGCUUUGGUUCGUCUUAUCCAUCAAUUCAGUACAAUGAUAGAUGACAUCAAAGCAACUCAGACAGACAUUAAACUUAGUAGAUACACAGCCGGAUCGGCUUCCCCUACACCUACCUUCAAAACCAGAAAACAUCGGGAUUUCCGAUCCUCUGACUUCAGCCGCAGUUCUAGAGGAAGCCUGAAUGGUGGCAACAGAGUAAACAAUGCCAAGAACAAACGGACCAACAAUGAGAACAACAAAAAAGAAUCCCGAAAUAAAAACUCACUUGGAAGGUCUGAGAGAAGAACUUCAAAAGUAUCGAGGAAAGGCUCAAAGGAUGUGGUGGAUCACAUGACCAUUCAUAUGGAUGAUUCAGAUUCCAUUACAGUGUCAGAGCAAAGUGAGCCAUCAGCUGAAUGCUGGCAGAAUAUGUACAAAUUGCUUAACUUCUAUUCACUUAUCUCUGACCCAACAGGAAUAUUGGAAAAAUCCUCAGAAACAUUCGGACCAGCAGGUGUUCGGAGUCCUACGGAGCCAACAUGUAGAGUUGUGUUUGAGAAUGAACAAGACAACAACAGUUUGACUAAAACACAGAGGAAACGAAGUCUGGUCACCUCUGAACCUCAACAUGUUACUUUAAUUGUGUUUGGGAUUGGCAUGGUGAACCGCACACAUCUAGAGGCAGAUAUUGGUGGGCUGACAAUGGAAUCAGAACUGAAGAGGAUCCAUGGCAGUUUCACCCUCAAGGAAAAAAUGAAAGAUGUUUUACAUCAAAAGAUGACUGAGACAUGUGCUACUGCUCACAUUGGUGGGGUUAAUAUUGUGCUGCUUGAAGGGAUCACACCAAAUAUACAAUUGGAGGAUUUUCCUACAUCUCCUACAAGUACAGCCAAACAAGAGUUUCUAACUGUCGUGAAAUGUAGUAUUGCCAAGUCCCAAGCCCUCUACAGUGCCCAGAGGGGGCUGAAGACAAACAAUGCUGCAGUGUUCAAAGUAGGAGCUAUCAGCAUCAACAUUCCUCAGCACCCUGCCACCUUACACAGCAUGAUGGUUCGAAGUUCUCACCAACUAUCCAAACAAAUCUCAGACCUUAUUAGACAACCUUCCACAGCCCCACAGCCUAUGAAAGAAGAUAUUGCAACCCCACUGCCAUCUGAAAAAACUCCAACAAGUGUUAAUCAAACUCCUAUUGAAACAAAUGAAUUCCCUCAACUUCCAGAAGGCUUAGAGAAGAAGCCUAUUGUUCUCAAAUUCAGCGCCAUGUUAGAUGGCAUAGCCAUUGGAGCAGCACUUUUACCAUCUCUGAAAGCAGAGUACAAGAUGGGGAGAAUGAGAAGCCAUGGAAUGACAGGUGCACAGACAAGAUUUACAUUUGAGUUACCAAAUCACAGAUUACGUUUUACUUCAAAAGUUUCUGCGACAGAUAUGUCAACUAUCCCUCCUUCUGCAAGUCUUAACCUUCCACCUGUUACCAUGUCAGGGAAAUACAUUAUGGAAGAACAUGAUAGUUACUCAGAUCAAGUGUGGAGUAUAGAUGAACUGCCUUCUAAACAAGGGUACUAUUUACAAGGGAAUUAUCUACGUUGUGUGGCAGAAGUUGGUUCCUUUGAACACAAUCUCACAACAGAUCUUCUAAACCACUUGGUGUUUGUACAGAAAGUGUUCAUGAAGGAAGUGAAUGAAGUAAUACAGAAGGUGUCUGGUGGGGAGCAGCCUAUUCCUCUCUGGAAUGAACAUGAUGGAACAGCCGAUGGAGAUAAGCCGAAAAUUCUCCUCUAUUCCUUGAAUUUACAGUUUAAGGGCAUUCAAGUAACAGCCACCACCCCUUCAAUGAGAGCUGUGAGAUUUGAAACUGGACUGAUUGAAUUGGAACUUUCAAACCGACUUCAAACCAAAGCUUCACCAGGAAGUAGCAGCUAUUUGAAACUAUUUGGUAAAUGCCAAGUGGAUUUAAAUCUGGCAUUAGGGCAAAUUGUCAAACAUCAGGUUUAUGAGGAAGCUGGCUCUGAUUUUCAUCAGGUUGCCUAUUUUAAAACUAGAAUUGGCUUAAGGAAUGCCCUUCGAGAGGAAAUCAGUGGUUCUUCAGAUAGGGAAGCUGUGCUUAUUACCUUGAAUAGACCAAUUGUUUAUGCACAACCUGUGGCCUUUGACAGAGCUGUACUAUUUUGGCUGAAUUAUAAGGCCGCCUAUGACAACUGGAAUGAACAACGAAUGGCUUUACAUAAGGAUAUUCAUAUGGCUACAAAGGAGGUGGUAGACAUGCUCCCUGGUAUCCAGCAAACAUCAGCCCAGGCCUUUGGGACUCUCUUCCUCCAGCUGACUGUGAAUGAUCUAGGAAUUUGCCUCCCCAUAACAAAUACUGCACAGUCUAAUCACACUGGAGACCUUGAUACUGGCUCUGCUCUGGUGCUGACCAUUGAAAGUACUCUCAUCACUGCAUGUUCCUCAGAGUCCCUGGUUAGCAAAGGCCACUUCAAGAACUUUUGUAUCCGUUUUGCUGAUGGUUUUGAGACGUCGUGGGAUGACUGGAAACCAGAAAUCCGUGGAGAUCUAGUAAUGAAUGCUUGUGUAGUUCCAGAUGGCACCUAUGAGGUUUGUUCAAGGACUACAGGACAAGCUGCAGCUGAAAGUAGUAGUGCUGGAACCUGGACGCUCAAUGUAUUGUGGAAAAUGUGUGGGAUUGAUGUCCACAUGGAUCCUAACAUUGGCAAAAGGCUUAAUGCUCUGGGCAACACCCUUACAACACUGACAGGAGAGGAAGACAUAGAUGACAUUGCUGACCUCAAUUCAGUGAACAUAGCUGACCUGUCAGAUGAAGAUGAAGUCGAUACUAUGUCUCCCACAAUCCACACUAGUUCAGAUGGAAGUUCAGUAAGUGGAGAUGGCCACAGACUCACCUUUGGGCAGCGACUUGUAAAUCACCUACUAGGCCUGGCACCCCCAAAUCAGCGCUAUUCUGUUCCUGCAGAGUAUCUGUGUGAUUCAGAGAUGCGGGGCUCCCCUCAGUCUAGCCAGGCCCAUUUGAAAGCAUGCAGAGCACACUCAUGGGGAAACGAAGCUGUAGAUUAUCGAAGACAAGGAACAUCUUCUAGUCAGCCAGGGGAACCGAGAGGAAGAAAGAUUAUGAAACGUUUAGUGGACAUCAGAGAACUGAAUGAACAGGCCAAAGUAAUAGAUGAUCUCAAAAAAUUGGGUGCAAGUGAAGGAACCAUAAACCAGGAAAUUCAGCGUUACCAGCAGUUGGAGUCUGUGGCUGUGAAUGACAUCCGAAGAGAUGUUCGUAAAAAGUUACGGAGAUCCAGUAUGCGAGCUGCUUCCCUCAAAGAUAAAUGGGGUUUAGGUUACAAACCAAGUUACAGCCGAUCAAAGAGCAUUUCGGCUUCUGGAAGACCACCUCUUAAAAGAAUGGAAAGAGCAAGUUCUCGCAUAGGAGAAACUGAUGAGCUCCCGGAAAUCCGUGUGGAUGCAGCAUCUCCUGGACCCAGAGUAACUUUUAACAUCCAGGAUACAUUGAAAAAUACAGUAUGGGGAAGUUCACCACAGUCCAGCUCUCCAGGGGAAGGGUACUUUCAGUUUCCAGAGGAAACAGAACUGGAUCUUUUGUCAGUAACUAUUGAAGGCCCAUCACAUUACUCAGCACAUACUGAAGGACCGUGUUCAGUGUUCAGCUCUCCCAAAACCCCAGGAAGCUUUUCACCAGGUGUUCCUCUCCAAUCAGAAGAUGGCCGAAGGGAUGACAGUCUGUCUUCUACCAGUGAAGACUCUGAGAAGGAUGAAAAAGAUGAAGACCGUGAAAGGGAAAGAUUUUAUAUUUACAGGAAACCCUCACAUACCGCUCGGAAGAAAGCAACAGGCUUCGCUGCUGUUCAUCAGCUUCUUACUGAACGCUGGCCUACAACACCAGUCAACCGAAAUCUUAGUGGCACAGCUACUGAGAGAAAUAUUGACUUUGAACUUGAUAUACGGGUUGAAAUUGACAGUGGAAAAUGUGUCCUUCACCCAACCACCCUUCUGCAGGAGCAUGAUGAUAUAAGUUUAAGAAGGAGUUAUGAUCGAAGCUCUAGGAGUUUAGAUCAAGAUUCUCCUUCAAAAAAGAAAAAAUUUCAAACAAAUUAUGCUUCUACCACACAUUUAAUGACUGGCAAGAAAGUCCCAUCUUCUCUGCAGACAAAGACCAGUGACUUAGAAACAACAGUAUUUUACAUUCCUGGAGUAGAUGUAAAGUUGCAUUACAAUUCUAAGACACUAAAGACUGAAUCACCUAAUGCCUCCAGAGGAUCUUCCUUGCCUAGAACACUCUCCAAAGAGUCCAAGCUGUAUGGUAUGAAAGAUAACGCAGCAUCUCCUUCUUCUCCUUUACCUUGCACUGUCCAGAGCAAGACUAACACCUUACUUCCUCCCCAACCCCCACCUAUUCCCUCAGCCAAAGGAAAAGGAAGUGGAGGAGUAAAAACAGCCAAGCUAUAUGCCUGGGUAGCACUUCAGUCAUUACCAGAAGAAAUGGUUAUUAGUCCUUGUCUGUUGGACUUUCUGGAAAAGGCUCUGGAAACUAUCCCAAUUACUCCAAUUGAAAGGAAUUAUACAGCGGUCAGCUCACAAGAUGAAGAUAUGGGACACUUUGAAAUCCCAGAUCCUAUGGAGGAAUCAACAACAUCCCUAGUGUCAUCUUCGACGUCUGCUUACUCUUCCUUUCCUGUAGAUGUUGUGGUUUACGUGCGAGUUCAGCCUUCACAGAUCAAAUUUAGCUGUUUGCCAGUUUCAAGAGUAGAAUGCAUGCUGAAGCUACCGUCUCUGGACUUAGUGUUUUCUUCAAACCGAGGAGAACUGGAGACUUUGGGGACUACAUACCCUGCAGAGACCUUAUCCCCUGGUGGUAGUGCUCCUCAGAGUGCAGCAAAGACCUCUGCCAGCAAAGCUGGAAUGCCAGGUUCAUCAGGAUUAGGCAGUCCACUUGGCCGAAGUCGACACAGCAGCAGUCAGUCAGAUCUGACUGGUUCCAGCAGCAGCUCAUCUGGCCUGAGCUUCACUGCAUGCAUGUCCGACUUUUCCCUAUAUGUGUUUCACCCCUAUGGUGCAGGGAAACAGAAAUCUACUGUUUCUGGUCUCACAUCUGGAUCAGGAGGACUAGGGAAUGUGGAUGAAGAACCUACUUCAGUCACCGGUCGAAAAGACUCACUAAGUAUAAACCUUGAGUUUGUAAAAGUGAGCUUGUCUCGGAUAAGGCGCUCAGGGGGUGCCUCAUUUUUUGAAAGUCAGUCUGUAAGCAAGUCUGCAAGCAAAAUGGACACUACAUUAAUCAAUAUAUCUGCUGUUUGUGAUAUAGGGUCUGCUUCAUUCAAGUAUGAUAUGCGCCGACUCAGUGAAAUCCUGGCAUUUCCAAGAGCUUGGUAUAGGAGAAGUAUUGCAAGGCGCCUGUUCCUUGGAGACCAAACUGUAAAUUUGCCAACAUCUGGUCCAGGGACACCUGAUUCCAUUGAAGGGGUGAGCCAGCACCUUUCUCCUGAGUCAUCAAGGAAAGCAUACUGCAGGACAUGGGAUCAGCCAAGUCAGUCAGCCUCUUUCACCCAUAUGCCUCAGUCACCCAAUGUGUUCAGUGAGCACAUGACCAAUAAUACCAUGUCACCAGGGACAGCAGCACAGAGCCUCAAGUCUCCCGCUUCUAUAAGAUCAAGGAGUGUGUCAGACUCUUCGGUUCCUAGAAGAGAUUCAAUUUCAAAAACAUCAACUCCUGUUAACAAAUCAAACAAAGCAGCAAGCCAGCAAGGAACACCAUGGGAGACACUUGUUGUAUUCGCUAUCAACUUGAAACAACUAAACGUUCAAAUGAAUAUGAGUAAUGUCAUGGGAAAUACAACUUGGACAACUAGUGGUUUGAAAAGCCAAGGUCGGCUUUCUGUAGGAAGUAACCGUGAUCGAGAGAUUAGCAUGUCUGUUGGUCUGGGAAGGUCACAAUUAGAUUCCAAAGGAGGAGUAGUUGGUGGGACGAUUGAUGUCAAUGCUUUGGAGAUGGUUGCUCAUAUAUCUGAACAUCCAAAUCAGCAACCCAGCCACAAAAUACAGAUUACCAUGGGUUCUACUGAAUCUCGGGUUGAUUACAUGGGCUCAAGUAUCCUCAUGGGUAUCUUCAGUAAUGCUGAUCUUAAGCUUCAGGAUGAAUGGAAAGUAAACUUAUAUAACGCUUUGGAUUCAAGCAUGACUGAUAAAAGUGAGAUUUUUGUGCAUGGAGAUUUGAAAUGGGAUAUUUUUCAAGUAAUGAUAUCAAGAUCAACCACACCAGACCUGAUAAAAAUAGGAAUGAAGCUUCAAGAGUUUUUCACACAACAGUUUGAUACUAGUAAACGAGCCCUGUCGACCUGGGGACCUGUUCCUUAUCUUCCACCCAAGACAAUGACAAACAACCUGGAGAAAAACUCACAAGAACAAUUGCUUGACGCUGCACACCAUCGACAUUGGCCUGGGGUGUUAAAGGUGGUAUCUGGAUGCCACAUAUCCUUAUUUCAGAUCCCAUUACCAGAAGAUGGGAUGCAGUUUGGAGGAUCCAUGAGCUUACAUGGAAAUCAUAUGACCCUGGCUUGUUUUCAUGGUCCAAAUUUCCGUUCAAAAUCCUGGGCCCUUUUUCAUUUAGAAGAACCAAAUAUUGCCUUUUGGACUGAAGCUCAGAAAAUCUGGGAAGAUGGUUCUAGUGAUCACUCUACAUACAUUGUUCAAACACUGGAUUUUCAUUUGGGUCAUAAUACCAUGGUUACCAAACCGUGUGGUGCUCUUGAAAGUCCCAUGGCAACAAUAACCAAGAUAACAAGGCGUCGCCAUGAAAACCCACCCCAUGGAGUAGCAAGUGUAAAAGAAUGGUUCAACUAUGUCACUGCCACAAGGAAUGAAGAGUUAAACUUACUUCGUAAUGUUGAUGCUAAUAACACGGAGAACAGUACUACUGUGAAGAAUUCUAGUUUGUUGAGUGGGUUCAGAGGAGGUUCUAGCUACAGCCAUGAAACAGAGACUAUCUUUGCAUUACCAAGGAUGCAGCUUGAAUUUAAAUCAAUUCAUGUUCAAGAACCACAGGAGCCUUCAUUACAAGAUGCCAGUUUGAAACCCAAGGUAGAGUGCAGUGUGGUGACAGAGUUCACUGACCACAUCUGUGUGACUAUGGAUGCUGAGCUCAUCAUGUUUCUCCACGAUCUAGUGUCAGCAUAUCUGAAAGAAAAAGAAAAGGCCAUUUUUCCACCUCGGAUUCUAUCUACUCGACCAGGACAAAAAUGUCCAAUUAUUAUACAUGAUGAUAAUUCCUCUGACAGAGACAGAGAAGACAGUAUCACUUACACUACUGUGGACUGGCGAGACUUUAUGUGCAACACAUGGCAUCUGGAGCCUACUCUCAGAUUAAUUUCUUGGACUGGAAGAAAAAUUGAUCCAGUAGGCGUUGAUUAUAUUCUUCAAAAACUAGGCUUUCACCAUGCCAGGACUACUAUUCCCAAAUGGCUUCAGAGAGGAGUGAUGGACCCACUGGAUAAGGUGCUGUCUGUUCUCAUCAAAAAACUUGGCACUGCACUGCAGGAUGAAAAGGAAAGGAAAGGAAAAGACAAAGAAGAGCACUAGAAUAGUAACUUGAUCUGUGAAAAAAAAAUGAUUGUGUCCGUUAAGUUUUAUUACACUGAAAUUUUUUUCAGCAUAUUAAUUUAAAAUAACUAAUUUUAUGGCCAUUAUUUUAACACUUUGUAGGUUAAUCUGUUUAUUCUAGCACUACCAUUCUGUAUAUAGUAAAGUAUUGCAUGAGAAUGUAAAUUUUGUAGAAAAACUAAAUUAAAAUAUACACAUCUGCUCAUUAAAGUUUAAAGAUUGUUUUAUGUGCAGUAUGAUUACUGCAUUUAAAAUAUUUGCAGAGUAACUGUGAAUUUUUUGUUAUUGGCCAUAAUUUUAGAAAAAAAUCUUGUUGAUAAUGUGAUUGGGGGUCGUUUUUUUUUUAAUGUAGACUUGUAUAAAGAUCUAUUUGUAUAUAAUUUGAGUAAUUGUGAUGAUUGUAUACCACAAAAAUGUUGUUUGUAACUAUUGUAAUAAAGUCACAAUAAUGGCUUCAGUCUA
Meriones unguiculatus (Mongolian gerbil) is the source of this 16023-nucleotide messenger RNA. It is a transcript of the gene Bltp1, whose product is annotated as bridge-like lipid transfer protein family member 1. NCBI's taxonomy places the organism in Eukaryota, Metazoa, Chordata, Mammalia, Rodentia, Muridae. The transcript is spliced from 88 exons. The record is from RefSeq and is a predicted model, not a curated record. The coding region runs from base 262 to 15540 and encodes 5092 amino acids. Gene Ontology annotation, biological process: synaptic vesicle endocytosis.